Molecule: messenger RNA, 789 nt
Organism: Eimeria acervulina
Lineage: Eukaryota; Apicomplexa; Conoidasida; Eucoccidiorida; Eimeriidae
Exons: 4
Coding region: 1-789 (262 amino acids)
Source: RefSeq, a predicted model, not a curated record
AUGGCAGGGGAGAAAGUGCGCGUCAAAUGGGUGGUGAACUGCACGGGGGAGCCGGUGACAUUCACCGAAUCCUUGUUGGACGUAAACUCUACCAUCGGGGAGGUGAAGAACAGCGUGUUCGCACAAGAAAUCGCUAGAGGGCUUAGCGUGCGAGUGAUCUUCUUGGGCCGCGAAUUGGCAGAAAACGACAGUCUCGCCUCUCACCUUCGCGUGCCUGCACGAGCAGCUGCCGCGGGCUCUUGCGCAACAUCUUCAGCGGAUGCGGACAAUGCCACGGGAGUCACUCUCCAUGCAGUUCUUUCAAAUCGUCCACCAAACGUCAGGGGCAAUGGACCGGGUGGUUGCAGCAACGCUGGUGGGUUAAAGACUUGCUCUUUCUUUGCCCCUUUCCUUUGCCAGUGGCGCAGUGAAUCUACUUGGGAAUAUGGUGAUCACUCCGGCGCGAGCCCAUUGGCUGCAGCGCUCUUGUGGAUUGUGUGUGGAGGGAAUUCGGAAAAUGGCGACUGGUCUGUUGUAGUCCUCGGUGUGACAGUAUUUGUCAUCUUGUGCGUUUGCUGGUAUCACCGUCUUGCCUUCCCUGGCGAUUUCACGCCCUUCUCGUCCCUCUUGCUGGUUCUCUUCACGGGCUUCUUUGCGUUUACUAUUCGCGGCGUCGUCAUUCGCCUUCUGAAGCUUGCCUACGGCUGUCUCCGUCGUCCGUGGGAGGGUACUGACACAUCAGCUCAGCCAACAAGACCAGAUGCCACAGCACCAGUAUUUCAGGAAAUUCCGGCCCGGCCGUUAACCUGA